Messenger RNA from Aedes aegypti (yellow fever mosquito), 6665 nucleotides. RefSeq lists its product as uncharacterized. The coding region runs from base 817 to 5376 and encodes 1519 amino acids. The record is from RefSeq and is a predicted model, not a curated record. NCBI's taxonomy places the organism in Eukaryota, Metazoa, Arthropoda, Insecta, Diptera, Culicidae. The transcript is spliced from 18 exons. Gene Ontology annotation, cellular component: cytoskeleton.
CCGACAGUUAUGGGUUGGCCGUCGAUCGAAUCGGAUGUGCGUUUCCGUGAGUUGUCCACCGUUUCCCCCCCGAGUGGGGCCUUUUGAGUAGGACUUGAGCAUUCUUGUGAGCCCAAAAAAAAUCGCGUUUUCGUGUUCCGUGCCCUCGACAACGUGUGAAUUCCCCGGGGCCGGAGGUCCUGGCGAUUUGUUUGAAGAAACACAAAGAUAAACCGAAGAGACCAGAAGAAAUAGAAGAAGAACAUCCCCGUUUGGGUGUCUGUCGCUUUCCGCUUGGUGGUUUUGCUUUUUUGGCUUUGGGAAAUACUUCCCUUCGAAGGGACACAUUGCAUCACUCGAAGUCGGAGUUUUGUGCACCGCUUUUGCUUCCGUUUUCCGUUGCCUACUUUGCACUUGGCCGUUUGUUGCCUGCGAUCGGUUUCGUCUCGGUUGAAGUUCACGUCCAGCCUACUGCGAGUCCUUGUGCUACUGCGAUUGUGAAGUGAAAAGGAGAAGCCUACUGUGGUGCAUUUAAAGCUGUAGGGGAAAACGACCGUAUAUAAAACGAAAUGUUGCAAUAUAUAAGUUGUGAAGCAGUGAAGAAAUUUAAGUGAGAAUAGUGUUUUAAAAGUGAAAAAUUCCCUCACGCAGAAAGUGCGUUCCGAGUAAAACCUUCCCCCGCAGCCAAAUUCGGGCAUUUUUAAUGUGUAACUCAGUGUUUGCCGUGCUUGCCAGUUGCUUCGCUUUGAACUUGUUUUACGCUUUGCCACCGCUUGUUCUUCGCUAUCGCAAUAUAUCGGAAGAGUCACAAAGAUUGACCCAAUUGCGGCCACUAUAAUGGACCUGUCGACGAUUCUGCUUCUGCUGGAGACGCCACCACCGAAAGGAGGCCACUCGCUUCUAGUAGAUCACCUGUACAAUUCGGCCCGCAGUACUCCGGUUCCCGGUCGGAAGCGCUACCAGCACCAGCAUCAGCACUUCCAGCCACCUGCCGUAGCCACGUUAACGUCCUUAACGACAACGACGACGACCACGACUCACACUGCUGCGGCUCCGGUUCCGGUUCCGGCACAGGUGUCUUUGGUGCAGUUUCAUCAGCAGCAUACGGAGGACUUCGGCAGCAAGAAGCUACAGCUGCUGCACUCCAAGCAGUUCUACUGCUCCAACCCGAUGCUGAACAACAAUCUGCAUUGCAAUCUCGAUAUGGAGUCACUGGAGGAAAUGUUGAAAAAGCUCUCCGAGCUCGAGCAAAGGGUCAUCGAAGCCGAGGAGCGGGCCGAUGAAGCCGAGGACAAGGUCCGGGCCAUGGAGCAACGGCUGUGUGACUGGCCUAAGCCGCAGAGCAUAACUGGGCCAGCCGGAAGCAGCACUGGUGGAACGCAAGGUCAGAGCUCCAACGCGAAAGCCCCCCUCGAAAAGGUCAAAAUCACCCAGCUCGAGUCGGCCGUCGAAGAGCAGAAACAGCUGAGGCUUCAGGACGCCCGCCAGGUCGGUGCCAAAGCGGCCAAAAUCAAAGAGUGGGUCACCAACAAGCUACGCGAACUCGAAGAGCAAAACCAGCUGCUGAGGGAGCAGAACAUCAAGUGCAAUCAACAGUUAGAGUUGUUAAGGAACCACAUCGCAACCCAAAGCAGUAGACAUAGUAUACAGCAACCCGUUAGAUCUAGUUUAAGCUUAGACGUACAGGACUACAAACGGCGCAGCGGUCGCCGGCGGAGCGAAUCGUUAGAUCCGCCGGAGCACCGGUCCCUGUUAGCGUCCUCUUCCGUGCACCACCAUCGACGGAACCUCUCGAUGGAACCUCAGGAAUUAGCUAGAGACUUAGCGGCCGCCGUCGACGGCCUUAAUUUGAUACCCCUCGUUCCGGGCCAUCAGCCCAGUCCCAACUCGGAUGUGGACACCGCGCAUGACUACGCGGAAAUUUAUACGCCUUCGCGUGAGAAGGCCCCUACCUGGCUGAAGGGGCUGCCCAGCGGAGGUUCCAGUACGACCACUUCGGAUUCGGUGGCCGACCUUGGGACCCCGCGACCUCCAACACCUCCGCUACAUCGGUUUCCCAGCUGGGAAGCGAAGAUCUACCAGGUUGCUAACGAUGGCCUAGCAGGUGACGAGAACGAAUCUCAGGACCAGGAGUCCGGGUCCGGAAUGACGUCCAGCGUGGGGAUGAACUCCCGCUCGCAAACCGUGUCCGGUGGAUACUGUGAUAUUAGUGUACCGGUUUACGCCACCGUUAAAGGGCGUGCCUCCCAGAUCCGAUCGAUGCCAUUUACCGGGGAUUCCAGCGACGACAGCAGUGACGGUGAGGAUCACGGUGCCAUAAUGACCUGUGCUACGUCCACCCACAAUUCGCACAACUCAACCAGCACGGACAACACCGAGACGAGCACCUCGGGCAGUGCGUCUAGUCCCUCGAAGAGUCUUAAAACAUCCUCUAGUCUGAGUCCCGCUAAGCGCAGCGGGUCCGAAAGUCCAAAGAAUAAAGCCAGAGUAAUUUCAGAAAUGUCCUUUGAAUCAGGGCUAUCCGAUGACUACGCGAUACCACCGGAUGCCGUUUCGGCCGUGGACACGACCUGCAUGGAUGCGUCGAUGCCAUCGCUGCUGAUGCGAACCUCGUACGCCGAUUCGCCAAAGAAGAUCGAAACCUUGGAAAAGGUUGGCCACCUUGCGAAGCUGGGCGGUAAGUUGAAGACGUGGCGGAAGCGCUGGUUCGUGCUGAAGAACGGUCAACUGACGUACUGGAAAAGUCAGCAUGACGUGAACCGGAAACCUCAGGGAACGAUUGCGCUGGACGAAGCCUGUCGGAUAAACCGAGCCGAGGGAGCGUCAACGUUCGAGAUCGAUACGGGCAAGAAGGUGUACUAUCUGACGGCCGACUCGAACGCAACGAUGGACGACUGGAUACGGGUGCUGCAGAACGUCCAGAGGCGGAACGCAACGAAGCUGCUGCUCAGCCGGGACGAUCAGAAACCAACGGUGCAGGGUUGGGUUACCAAGGUGAAGAAUGGCCACGCGAAAAAGUGCUGGUGUGUGCUGCUCGGGAAGAUGUUCCUGUACUUCAAGGCUCCUGGGGAGACGAACCCUUUGGGUCAGAUCAACAUGCGGGACGCUCGUGUGGAAGAGGUGGAACACGUGUCUGACUCGGACUCGGAAGAGCGCGAAGAUCAUGCUCAAAGCCAGGCUAGGCUGACCGUUGCCAUUUAUCCGCAGCAGCAGGGAGUGGGUCCUACCUACCUGAUUCUGCCAGGGAAACAAGAACGGGACAAUUGGUUGUAUCACCUGACGGUCGUUUCCGGUGGUGGACCGAACGCCGGUACACAAUACGAGCAGCUCAUUCAGAAGCUGAUGGAAACUGAUGGUGAUCCCAAUUGCGUCCUGUGGCGACAUCCGAUUCUGCUGCACACAAAGGACAACAUAACCUCACCACUAACUUCGUUACAUUCCGAAACGCUUCAAGCGGAAGCCAUCAAGCUCUUUAAGAGCUGCCAACUGUUCAUGUCGGUGGCGGUCAACCAGCCGGGCAUCGACUACCACGUGGUCCUGGCCCAGAAUGCCCUACAGCAAUGCCUGGACAUGCCGGAACUGCAGUCGGAGCUGAUUUGCACGCUGAUCAAGCAAACGUCCCGCCAUACCGGCCAGAAGCUGGGUGUAGGUGUCCAGGUAAACAAAAAACUGGGCAUACCGGCUCGUCUUUUCUCCUUUGACCGGAAUCGAUUUCGGUUCUCCUUGAAAACGCGGCGCCACUACCACCACCUGCUUUACCGCCACCAACGCUAUUCGAACAAGAUCGCGAGACGUGAGCAACAAUUGCUGUUGUGUGCCACGCAGAGUUUGUUCACUUGCGAUACGCUGCAGGGCAAUGCCUCUCAAGCGAAUGGGAGCUCACCAACUUCCAUUCAGGCCCCUUCGGUUCCUCCGAUCGACUGCAAAUCUAACCCGCCGGCCUACACGUUCAUCCAGGGAUGGCAGCUCCUGUCGCUUGCCGUGUCGCUUUUUGUGCCAAAGAACAAUCGCCUACUGUGGUACCUCAAGUUGCACCUGUCGCGCAACGCGGAUUCGAAAACCGAGUGCGGGAAAUACGCGGCCUACUGCGAGCGGGCCCUGGAGCGCACGAUGCAGAACGGUGGACGCGAAACGAAACCCUCACGGAUGGAGGUGCUGUCGAUUCUGUUGAAGAAUCCGUACCACCACUCGCUGCCGCAUGCCAUUCCGGUGCACAUGAUGAACGGGACCUAUCAGGUGGUGUCGUUCGACGGUUCGUCCACCAUCGAGGAGUUCCACUCGACGCUGGCACAGGAGAUUGGCUGCCGCGACGGGACCAACGGGUUCACGCUGUUCAGUGACGAUCCGAUCGAGAAGGACCUGGAGCACUACCUGGACCCGCAGGCGAAGCUUUGCGACGUCAUCUCCAAGUGGGAAACGGCCCUCCGCGAAAAGGGUUCCGGAAAGUUCGAAAACUCUCGAGUGAUCCAGUUGACGUACAAAAACCGCCUCUACUGGAAGCACGCGGCCAAACUGGAGACGGAAAAGGAACGACUGCUGCUCAGCUACCAGAUCAACCAGCAAGUUGUUCAAGGACGAUUCCCGUUGUCGCGGGACCUGGCGUUGGAGUUGGCAUCGCUCAUGGCUCAAAUCGAUAUGGGCGACUACGCGGCGGACAAGUCGAAAACGAGUUCACUGCAAGCGCUGGAUAAGUUCUAUCCGUAUCGCUACCGGGAUGCCCUCACGCCGGACGGAUUGAAGGAACUCCAGGAAGUUGUGGCGAGCAAGUGGUCGCUGCUGAAAGGUCGGUCCGUGGUGGACUGCGUACGGAUAUAUCUAACAUGCGCUCGGAAAUGGCCAUUUUUCGGUGCUGCCCUCUUCCAAGCGAAACCCAGACAUUCCGAUCAAGCCAUGGCUUGGCUUGCAGUUUCCGAGGAUGCCCUCAGCGUCUUGGAGCUGUCUUCGAUGGCAUCGAUCGCCCGGUAUCCGUACAGUUCGGUAAUGACCUUCGGAGGAUGUCAAGACGACUUCAUGCUGGUGGUCAGCGCGGAUGACACUUUGGCUGGAAGCCCCGAGCAGAAACUCCUGUUCGCCAUGAGUAAACCAAAGAUUCUGGAGAUUACGCUCCUCAUAGCGGACUACAUGAAUGCUCUGGGGCACACUCUUCCGGGAACGCCUCAGAUGAACACGCUUACGAGAAAUGGAAGUCAUCGAAGUAUUCGAUCCCGCGUCCAUCCGGGUUCGUGCACGGGAACGCCGGCGCACAAUACGCUCAACUCGUCGCAUGCCAACACAACCCACGCCCACAACACGCUCACUUCCCACUCGCAUACGCUCAAUUCGCACGUCAGCCACACUCUCAGCUCGCACGGCCAGCCGGACAUCCUCAAGAGCACACCGGAUCACCAGCGCCGUUAGUAAAGAGCGAUUCAAACGGUGGGAUAGUAGCAUAAAUACGCACAACCUAUGCCGUCACAUCGCAAUCAUUCAAAACCACACUCACACAAUCGAGCAGAUCAGGCUUCGGAAAGUAGCAGAGCAUUUAGGUUCAGUGUAUUUUGAUUUACACUUUUUGCACGCUAUCGCUUGCUGCGAUUGAGAUUUAGUUUUCUUCGGUGUUGCCAUAUGGAGCAUAUCUAUUUGAUAUUAGUUUUGUGUAAGGUGGUCUACCGUUUUUUAGGCAUUUAAUUAACAUACUUUUACCAGAAACGUUUGCUAACAAACGGAUUUACUGUAUACAUGUAGGCGACUAAGAUAAUAAAAUUGUAACAUUUUGCGAAAAGUUUUAAGUUUUUGUUUGCAUUUUCUUUGUUUCUGAUCUAACAUAUCUAAUUUUGUGUAAAUAAUUCUUUUAGUUUUUAAGCGAACACUAAGUCAAAACUCCCGUACUCCAGUUUAGCGAAGAAAGUUCAAAUAAUUUUCCAGAGAGUGCUCGAAUAAUUAAUACAUUAAACUUGAUUUCAUUAAGUACUUUGAACAUUCUUAGUUAGUAGACUCUAAAGAAAUCUAACCAAAUAAAAAACACAUUAACUGAUACAAACUGAGAGAGGCAUGCGUCAAAUGGGAGUCAAACCGAGUCGGAAAAGAGAGUGCUUCAGCGAAAAAUUGUUACAGAUGAAAAAUAAAAAUAGGAAAACUAUGUGAUUUUUUACGCAAAACUAUAUUUAGACAGUGAAAAAUAGUUAUACUACGGAAGAACGCAGAGAAAAUAAAUGUGAAAGAAGUUAACUUGACUAUAACCGGAAACUAUACACAAAACAAUUCAAAUACACUCGUGCAGUAACAGAAAAAAGGUAGUUUAGCGGCUAACAAGCGCGGAUAGCAAGGCAUAAAGUAGGACCACUGUAUUGGCCAGAGGGCGUACCAGUCACAUGUAAUCGCGAUUCUCAAUUGUUUGUUAUACACUGAAAAAGAAAACACACUCACACCAUCUACCGGACAAUUUUUGUAAUCUCGACCUAUACCAUAGGAUGAAUCAGUAGGAAAAGUGUACUCCGGAGGGCCUGUAUAGAAUCCUCCCCUUUCAGCAGAAUAUAGUGUUGGAAAGUUCUUCAAAUUGGAACGAACUGGUAGACGAGAGAGAGCGGAGCCAUAGAAUGUGUGUCGUAGCAUCACCAUUAUUGGGACAGGGAAAAACGCAAAAAUCAAAGAAGCUGUAAAAUUGAGUGGAAAAUAAACAUGUAGGGGGUGUCGAUGAUUGUUUACUA